This is a messenger RNA of Closterium sp. NIES-65, 12102 nucleotides long. The record is from the annotation of a GenBank genome assembly. NCBI's taxonomy places the organism in Eukaryota, Viridiplantae, Streptophyta, Zygnematophyceae, Desmidiales, Closteriaceae.
AUGCCGUCCGCAUCCUGGAAGCUUUGCAGUGCCUACUACAACUGCUUCUCUAACCUGGGCAACUGCACUUGGCAAGCGAGGGUUGCAGGCGAGUGCAGCAUCUGCGGCAGCACUGACGGCACGGGCACGCUGUGCAGACCCAGGAAGGCAUGUAUGGCGCAGGACGCUAGUGCUCUGAUCGCGGCUGGGACGGUGAAUGCGGGGCAAAUGAACCGGGCUUGCAUGGACGUGCCCAUCACCAUCCACCCCGUUGAUGCUGCCGCCCUGCUGAACAUCAAGAGCACGCUGGGUGUGACGUACACCACGUGGACCGCCACCAGCCCUUGCCGCCUGUUUGGAAGCUCGGUGGGCUUCCCGGGCGAAUGGAAUGCAUACUCAUCUGCCCUCUUGCAUUCUGUGUCACACGUGGGGUGGGCUCAAUCUCUUCCGUGCAUCAGUGCUGUGGACGGCCUAGGCCUCAAGGGGUCAAUCCAUGCUGAGAUGUCCGCGCUCACAACUCUCACCCGAGUGUCGCUGACGUCCAACUUCUUCAACUACCGCAUCGACUCCUUCACCUCAAGCAUGAAAGCCUUGCCCAAUCUGGUCGACAUUGAAGCGCCCUACAACUACCUCAUGGGCACCGUGCCUCCGGUGGGCGCCAGUCUGGUCGUGUUGAACAUGGCGUUCAACUUCCUCACGGACUUCCCAACAUUCAGCUGCACGACUUGUGGCGGCAACAACAACUGCCUCACCACGCCCUCCAAGUGCCCCUCUGGAGGCACGAUUCAGAGGGCUGCGGCGGAGUGUGUGUAUUGCGGCACCAAUGGCGUACCCCCGCUGUGCUGGGGGGCGGGAGGAGUGUGCACGGUGGACGCUUCUGUCCCCAUCGCUGCCGGCACUGGCAGCAAAGCAUUGACCACUCCACUUGCCCGGACCUGCGUGGGCGGAGAUGUUGUGUUGGUGAAAGAAAGCGCAGGUAGGCAGGAGGCAGUGGGGCACGGGACAGGGCACAAUGGGUGUGGACGAGCAGCACACGUGGCCAUUGGUGGAGUGUGCGGGGGCAGUGGUGGUGCAGCAGCGUUGCCUGCUGAGGGCGGUGGGCGUGGUGGGGCUGUGGGGCCAGCGUCCACACCACAGGGCCCGUACCCUGCCCCCACUUGCUCACCCAUGCUCACCCUCAAGUCUUUGCUGGGCGUCACUUUCACCAGCUGGGCGGCCAGUGUCCCCUGCAAAAUCGCUGGGCAGAGCACCACAGUCACAACCUGGAGCGGCGUGCUCUGUGACAACAUUGGCAGCGUCCUGAGCAUUUUCCCACUUUCUUUGGCCGAUCAUCGCGUUUGCCCGCUUCUUAUAGCGCCUCCCACCCCUCUCUCGCUGCUCUCUUCCUUGGCCAGUGGCGUUGCCAGCAACUGCCUUACAGGCACCGUGCCGGCACUCUCCAGCGGUCUUCGCACGCUGGACGUGCGAUACAACUUCCUCACGGACGUGCCAGCAGUCACCUACACGUACUGUGGCGGCAACAACAACUGCCUGCUCACGCCCUCCAAGUGCGCCACCGCUGGCUCCACUCAGAGGCCUACGGCGGACUGUGCCAUCUGCGGCACCACCAACGCCGUGGGCCCCUUCUGCACUGCCUCGGGAGGGGUGUACAUGCCGGAUGCGGCUGCAAAUGUUGCCGCGGGCACUGUGAAUGCGCCGGUGCUUCCCUUGCUCUUCAUGGGGUGCACUGGCGGGACCAACUACAUGUACCCUUCGGAUGCGGCGGCCCUGCUCAACAUCAAGUCGGCCAUGGGGCUCACCUUCACCUCGUGGGCCACCACCACUCCGUGCCUUGCUGAAGGCACUUCUCCAAAUUGGGACGAGUGGGAGAGAGUGACCUGCACGCCUUUUGGCCGCCUCUACUCGAUUGCCUACUACAACUGCUUCUCUAGCCCGGGCAACUGCGCUUGGCAAGCGAGGGUUGCAGGCCAGUGCAGCAUCUGCGGCAGCACUGACGGCACGGGCACGCUGUGCGGACCCGGGAAGGCAUGUUUGCCGCAGGACGCUAGUGCUCUGAUUGCGGCUGGGACGGUGAAUGCGGGGCAAUCGAACCUGGCUUGCGUGGACGUGCCCAUUUCCAUCCACCCCAUUGACGCUGCCGCCCUGCUGAACAUCAAGAGCACGCUGGGUGUGGCGUACACCACGUGGACCGCCACCAGCCCGUGCCGCCUGUUUGGAAGCUCGGUGGGCUUCUCGGGUGAAUGGAAUGGUGUCUGGUGCAACGGCGAUGGCAAGGCGGUCCUAUUCGCUGUGGACGGCCUAGGCCUCAAGGGGUCACUCCAUGCUGACAUGUCCGCGCUCACGGCUCUCACCCGAGUGUCGCUGACGUCCAACUUCUUCAACUACCGCAUCGACUCCUUCACCUCAAGCAUGAAAGACUUGCCAAAUCUGGUCGACAUCCGCAUGCACAUCAACUACUUGUACGGGGAGAUCCCUUCCUUUCUCGUGAACAUCCCAAAGAUCACUCAACUUGAAGCGCCCUACAACUACCUCAUGGGCACCGUGCCUCCGGUCCGCGCCGAGGGCUGCGGCGGGAGUGUGUCUAUUGCGGCACCAACGGCGUGCCCCCGCUGUGCUGGGGGGCAGGAGGAGUGUGCACGGUGGACGCUUUCUGUCCCCACUGCUGCCGGCACCGGCAGCAAGUCGUUGACCACUCCACUCGCCAGGACAUGCGUGGGCGGAGCGGUUGUGGGCAUCAAAGAGAGCGCAGCCAUGCUGGCCCUCAAGUCUUCGCUGGGCGUCACAUUCACCAGCUGGGCGGCAAGUGUGCCGUGCAUGCUGAACUACCUCUUCGGCACCGUGCCAGCGCUCGCCACCGGCCUUCUCACACUUGAUGCUCGAUUCAACUACCUCACGGACCUGCCAACGGCAGCCUACAAGUCAUGUAGCGGCAACAACAACUUCCUCGUCACGCCCUCCAAGUGCAACGCCGCCGGCACCGUUCAGAGGACUGCAGCGGAAUGCUCCUUUUGUGGCACCACCAACGGCGUGGGCCCCUUCUGCACUGCCACGGGAGGGGCGUGCAUGGUGAAUGCAUAUGACAAUGUCGACGGUGGCAUUGUGAAUUCGGCCACACAGCCCGCGGUCCCCUUGUUUUGCUUGUUCCCGCCAGUGGCUAUGAAGGACAGCGCAGCCAUGCUCGCCAUCAAGUCGUCGCUCGGCGUCACCUACACCACGUGGGCGGCCAGUGUGCCGUGCAAGCUCCCAGGGCAGAUCGCCAGGGUCGCAAUCUGGACCGGCGUGUCCUGUGACAGCACUGGCAGUGUCGUGGGCAUAGGAUUGGAGAACGCAAACCUUAAGGGCUCGCUUGCUAUGGAGAUCUCCACGCUCUCUGCUCUCACCUACCUGUCCUUGUCAGCCAAUCUCCUCAACUACCGCAUUGAUUCGUUCACCACAUACUUGCGCUUCUUGCCAGUGCUGGCCGACAUUGGAGCCAUGAACAACUACCUCAUGGGGUCAAUACCCGCGCUCGCUAGUGGGCUGCGCACUCUGGACAUUCGAUACAAUUUCAUUGCGGACCUGCCAGCAGUGACCUACAGCAGCUACAACGGCACGGGCAACUGCCUCAUUGCGCCUUCCAAGUGCGGCUCCUCCGGCAUCAAUCAGAGGCCCCCAGCGGAGUGUGCCUUCUGCAGCUCCACCAAUGCCAUGGGCCCCUACUGUUGGGGGGGGGGAGGAGUGUGCACGGUGGAUGCGUUUGUAUAUGUCUUCGGCAGUUAUGUAAACGCGGGGUCGACGCCUGGGCUUGCCACGUGUGUGGGCGGCACAGUGGUGGCCAUCCAAGAAAGCGCAGCCAUGCUGGCGCUCAAGUCAUCACUGGGCAUAACGACCAACACGUGGGCGGCGUCUGUGGCAUGCACGCUCAAGGGCACCACUGCGCCCGUGCCCACGUGGGCUGGCGUCCUCUACGACUCCAGUGGCAAUGUCGUGAGCAUGAACCUCAACUCGCAGCUCUUCCAGGCGCCCCUCACUGACUUCACCUCCAACCUCCUCAAGCUUACCGGCCUCAAGGAGCUCUACCUGCAGUACAACUGGUUCUUCGGCUCUGUUCCCACCGCGCUUCUCAGACUGCCCUCGCUCUGCGUGCUUGGCCUGGGCUUUAACUACCUCACCGGCUCCUUCCCAGGGUCAGCCACGUUGGUGACUCUGGACAUCCGCAGUAAUUUCUUCUACACCAUGGCACCCAUGACCCUCAAGUGGUGCGACGGCUCCAACAACUGCCUCGCGUCUCCCGCUCCCUGCGCCUCUGGCGGCUCCACUCAGCGCGCCGCAGCCGACUGCGCCAUCUGCGCCUCCGUCGGGGCCGUGCCGCCCUUCUGUCGCGGCACCGGCACCUGCUCGCCCGACUCUGGCCCCGCUGCUGCGCUGGGCACGCCCAACUCAGCAACCGCGCCCAUGCUGCCCAUGGUGUGCAGUGGCAUCCCCAUCGACCCUGCUGAUGCUCUAGUGCUGCUGACGCUCAAGUCGACGCUGAGUGUGAUGCUGAGCAACUGGAAUGCGGCAUCGCUGUGCACGCUGGAGGGGCAGACGCUGCUGCCCGCGCAGUGGGGCGGCGUGCGCUGCACUGCUGCCGGCAAAGUGACGAGCAUGGACCUGGGGUACAACCUCUUCCAGGGCCGCCUGGAUCUCUUUGCUGCUCCACUUAAGCCCCUCACCACCCUCAAGGCGCUCUUCUUCCACUACAACUAUUUCGCCGGCUCCAUUCCAUCUGCCAUCGCCACGCUGCCUCAACUCACAUCACUUGGCCUCUUCUCCAACUACCUCACGGGCACCGUACCCAUCCCCUCAAAGGCCCUUGUCGCCCUAGACGUAGGCUUUAACUUCCUCUCGGGCACCUUCCCGAAGCUGCCGCUCAUGUUCUGUGCGGGCGACAACAACUGCUUCCUCAACUCCACCGCCUGCCGCACCUACGGCAUCGUGCAGCGCCCUGCCGGCGCCUGCGCCAUCUGCGGCACCGUGGCCGGCCAGGGCGACCUCUGCUUCGGCGGCUCCUGCGCUCCCCUCGCCUCUGCUGCUGUCACCGCCAGCACUGUCAACUCGCCUAACCAGCCUAUUCUGCCCAUGGCAUGCGCAGGUCGGUACAAUCCGGCCGCACCGAUGGAUACAGGCUCAGCGCUUGCGCUGCUGAACGUGAAGUCAGCGCUGGGAGUGACGUUCACCAGCUGGCUGGCUGCAUCGCCCUGCGCCAUUGCCAACUCCACCAUUGCCGUCGCCGGCACCUGGACUGGCGUGCUCUGCUCCUCCGCUGGCGACGUCCUCAGCGUUGCCCUCACCUACCUGUCAGUGCCGUUGUCUUUCUACCUGUCUUCCCCUCCCCUACCUCACUGCCUUAUCCGAUGCCCUCUGCGUUCCAUUUCCAUGUCCCUCCUCGCAUGUUUUCUGCCUGCUUUCCCGCCUCACAUGCGUGCAGCAACUGAGCAAGCAUCUUCCACCUCAACACUGCCUUUCCUCCCCACUCCUGCGCCUGCCCCAUGCACCCUCUCUCCCGUCCACCCCCUCAGCGACCUGUCCAAUAACUUCCUGCGCGGAAGCCUUGACAAGUUUGUCACCUUCUCGGGCCUCAAGACGCUCCUGCAGCUGCGCCUCAACAACAACUGGUUCGUGGGCUCCCUGCCUCAGACACUCAUGUCAUUUUCUGCACUCAGUCUGCUAGAUGUGCAUGCAAACGCGCUGACAGGGUCGUUUCCUGCCGUGUCAUCGGUGCUGCGCGCGCUCUACCUGCACGACAACUUCCUAGCAGGCAGCUUCACAACUUCCUCUCUCACCGCGUGUGACCCCAGCCUCAACUGCUUCCUCAACGCCGUCGCGUGUGGCGCCACCAGCACCACCCAGAGGGCCGCUGCUGCCUGUGCCAUCUGUGACAGCCCAGCAGCGCAGGGGCAGCUGUGCUGGGGCGGCACGUGCAUGCCCAAAGUCUCCCCCACCACCGCCCACCCUGACGGGCUGGCCCCGCCGGCCAUGUACUGCGCUGGGGCUCCGGUGGUCAACAUCGGCCCUAUUGAUGCGCAAGCGCUGGGAGCGCUGAAGAAUGUGAUGGGAGUGACGUUCACCACGUCGGAUCCUGCCACCUACUGCACCGUGGCGCCCACCGCCAUCGUCCCCGGCACGUGGGACGGUGUGCUCUGCGACUCCGCCGGCAAAGUUGUCAGCCUGUCAGUCCGCCUGCUCUACCCCUGCUGUGCUCUUCUUCUCUCCAUGCAUUGGCUGGCAAGCUCACGGGCACUCUGCCGCUCUCCGUCUCCGCCCUCACGGCGCUCACUGCCAUGUGAGCCCUCCCCUCUAUGCCCGCUGCACUUCAUUUUCCUCCAUGCACCCUGUAACCCUAAACCCGAAAUCCUGUGCCCCUCUCCUCAUUCACUCCCCUCUCUGCCCCUCCCCUCAUCCCUCUCUCCUCUCUUCCGCUCUCCACAUUAUCUAUCCUCCCUGCCCCUCUCCUCAUUCUCUCUCCUCUCCGCCCCUCUCCUCAUUCUCUCUCCUCUUCUUGCUGCCCCUCCCCCCAGCGACCUCACCUCCAACCUCUUCGAUCUCGCCUACAACUGGCUCUCCAGCUCGGUGCCUGCAUACAUGCUCACUCUCCCCAGCCUCACUGAGCUCACGAUUGGCUACAACUACCUGACGGGUGCACUGCCCCCGGUGACACCCCCGCUCUCAGUGGUGGACGUGCAGUUCAACUUCCUCGCCGGCACCUUCCCCAUGCUCACCCUCACCCUCUGCGCUGCGCGCAUGAACUGCUUCCUCGACGCCACCAAGUGCAAGAACCCCAACCGCGCCUCCGAGCUCCCACGAGCUGCCGCCUCCUGCGCCAUCUGCAACACCACCAACGCGCAGGGCCGCCUGUGCAACGGGGGGGUGUGCACUGUGAACGCCACGGACCUGGUGGCUCUGGGCGCGCCCAACAGCGCCGCGUCUCCCUCUCUGCCGCUGAUCUGCGUGGGCGCGGCGUUUGUGGCGAUGGAUGCCGUGCACGCGGGUGCCAUGCUCAACAUCAAGGCGUCGCUGGGCGUCACUUUCACUGACUGGAAGGCCGGCUCGCCCUGCUCCCUUCCAGGCGGCGUCGCUGCCGGGUCGUGGAGCGGAGUCACCUGCGAUGGCACCGGCAAAGUUGACCUGCAGUCCAACCUGCUGCAGGGGCGGCUGGACUCCUUCACAGCCAGCAUCAAGACGCCCCUCGUGCUCAAGGAGAUUGUGCUGCAGUUCAACUACCUGUCCGGCCAGUUCCCCACCGCCCUCCUCGCCCUCACCACUCUCUCCAAGCUCUCCGUGGGCUACAACUACCUGACGGGCCCCUUCCCAACCGUGCCGGCAUCAGCCAAGUCGCUGGACGUGCAGGGCAACUUCCUGUCAGGCGCCUUCCCCACCAACGCGCUCACCUACUGCGCCGCCACCACCAACUGCCUCACCGACGCCAACAACUGCGCCUCCCUCGGCAUCACCCAGCGCUCCGCCACAGACUGUGCCAUCUGCGGCACCGCCUUUGGCCAGGGCACGCUAUGCGGCGGCGUGCCGUGCCUCGUCAACACCACGGGGGUCACCGCGCCUCCCACUGCCACGUCUCCCCCUUGCAACCUCUACUGCACGCCAGUCGCCUUGGACACCAACACCACCACAACGCUGCUGGCGCUGAAGACGGUGCUGGGAGUGACGGCCACGGAGUGGAGUGCAACGACGGUGGCACUGAAGCCCAAGGCGUUGAAGAGCAGCAGCGUGCCCCUCGCCACCAUGGUGGGCGCCUGCACCGUGGAGGGGCAGACCCCUGCUCCUGGCUCGUGGACCGGCGUCUUCUGCAACUCCGCUGGCGCCAUUGUCGCCCUGUUGCUGCCGAAUCAGAAGCUGACUGGAAGCCUGUCGACGGACAUCGCCAAGCUCACAGCUCUCACUGCGCUGUGCGACUCGCUUUCCAUGCCCAUACACCCAUGCACGCUUACGCGCCCAUCCACACGCGGCCAAACCUGCCGUCACUUCACUCAUGCCGCUGCCGCGCUUCAGUGGGGCACUGGAUUGCAGCUUUCUCCCAGCGCACUCAAUUCUCGUUUUUGCAAAAAGCCACUGAACCGCAACUACCUGACGGGGGUGGUGCCGGCGAUGGGCGCAGCAGUGAAGGUGCUCAACAUGGCGGGCAACUUCCUCUCGGCCUCCUUCCCCACCACCGGCGUCACAGCCUGCGAUGCGCGCUCCAACUGCUUCACAGACGCCUCCAAGUGCGCCAACACGCUCGGCACGGCGCAAAGAGCCACUGCAGACUGCAACGUGUGCGGCUCCACGGGGGCUGCAGGCCCGCUGUGCGGCGGCGGCUUCUGCAUCCCCAACGCUGCCGCGCCCGCCGCUGCCGGCACGCCCAACAUUGAGGGGCAGGCGCUGCUGACUAUGUCCUGCGUGGGCGGCCCCAUCGAGGUCAACAUGCGCGGCGCCAUGCUCAACCUCAAGGCGUCGCUGGGGGUGACUCUCACUGACUGGGCUGCUGCGUCGCCGUGCACCAUUGCAGGCCAGCCCUCUGUGCCAGGGGCGUGGACUAACGUGGUCUGUGACACGGCGGGCAAGGUCGUGAGCAUCAAUGCAAAAUUCAACUACUUGGCAGGCCCGCUGCCGUCCGCGCUGCUCACUCUGCCCACCCUCACCAGCCUCGAUGUGAGUUACAGCUACCUCACAGGGACCGUGCCUGCGCUGGGCACGGCGCUCAAGAACCUGCGCAUAGGAGGCAACUACCUGUCGGGCAGCAUCGGCACGCUCAGCGGUGUGACGUGCUCGGCGUUGUUCAACUGCCUCACCUCCCAGGGCAGCUGCACCACUGGCGGCACUCAGAACCGAGUCGGUUGUGCCAUCUGCGGCAGCACCAACGCCCAGAGCACUCUGUGCGGCGGCGGGAUGUGCGUGCCCGAUGCCACGGCUGCAGUUGAGAGCAACACGACCCCCACGCUGUCCACGCCUGCCGUGCCCAUGUACUGCACCGGCGUCAUCAUGGACGCCACUGCAGUGACUACACUCGCCAACAUAAAGACGGCGCUUGGAGUGACCUUCACGGACUGGGUGGCCCCCACGGCGCUGCUCAAGCCCAAGGCGGCGGGCAGAACGGGCAGUGGCAGUGUGGCGCCGACGGACUGGCUCACCACGGGCGGCUACUGCACCAUGGACGGGCAGACCCCCGUCGCCGGCUCCUGGUCCGGCGUGCUCUGCAACUCCCUCGGCCAGCCCGUCAACCUGAAUCUGAACAAUCAGAGGCUCACCGGCUCUUUCCAUGCUGACAUCAGCAAGCUCUCCUUGCUCACCGUGCUGGAUGUGAGCUACAAUUUCUUCAAGUCCAAUCUCGACACCUGGGCUGCGCCCCUCAAGCUCUCCAUCAACCUGGUGUCGCUAGAGCUGAACAUGAACGCGCUCACGGGCACGUUCCCGGCACCCAUCUCCACCGCACUGAAGCGCCUGCUGGUGGACCGAAACUUCAUGGCGGGAACGUUCCCCGCCAAGAGCGCCACGUACUGCACAGCCUACGGCAACUGCAUCUUCUCCUACACCAUGUGCAACUCGCUGUACCCCAACUCCCCCGUUGGCAACUGCAAUUACUGCGGCACCACCAAUGGGCUGGGCACGGCGUGCAUGGGCAACCCGUGCAUGCCAGUGACACCGUCGCCCAUCACGGCCACCAACCGAUGGGACCCCAUGCCCACCAUGCGCUGCGACCCCGUGCCCGUCCAUGCCUCCCAAGGUAACCCUCCCACCCACAGAAUGAAGAGUUCAAAGCGUUCUCUCUUCCUGCACUCUCUGCACCUCCCCUCCCUUCCCCCCUUUCCCCCCUUCUCCCCAUGCUGCAUGGCAGCGGCGGCGCUGCAGGCGAUGGUACCGGGGCUGUGGACGCAGCCGAUGUGCACGCUAGCGGGGCAGGCCUACGUCCCCGGCAUGCUGCCGUUGGCCUUCGGCAACCCCGCCGGCAUGGUGCUCGACAUGUACGCCCCCUUUGCUCACCGCCCUGCUCGCCCCCUGCUCGCGCCCUUCUCGCACCCUGCUCGCCCCCUCGCCCCCUGCUCGCGCCCUUCUCGCGCCCUGCGCGCCCCUUGCUCGCCCCUGCUCGCCCCCUGCUCGCCCUGCCCGCAUCAGCCUUCCACCCUGCUGUCUCCGGCUGUGCACAUGAUGUGCUCACGAGCAAACGGCUUCUUCCCCACCGACUCCUCAAAGCUCUCCGCACUCACCAAGCUGGACCUGUCGGUCAACCUCUUCACAAACCGCCUUGACUCCUUCCUCGGGCCCUUCAUUCCCAUCAAGACUCUCAACUACCUCUGCCUCCACCAGAACUACUUCUCGGGCUCCUUCCCAGCCAGCAUCUCCGCCCUCACUGCCCUCACGGAGCUGCGGCUGAACCUGAACUACCUGACGGGGAGCAUGCCGGCAGCGCUGCCAGCAAGCCUCAAGGUGAUCGACCUGUCGAGCAACUAUCUGGUGGGCACCUUCCCCACCACCACUGCCACCUCCGUCGCCUGCGCCAGCAACUGCCUGCAGGACGCCUCCAAGUGCCCCGCCGGCUCUGCUCAGCGCGCUGCAGCCGCCUGUGCCAUCUGUGAGACGCCCGAUGCGAGGGGCAGGAUGUGCGGCGGCGGCAUCUGCACUCCCAACACCACGGUGGCUGUGGCAGCCGGCACCAUGAACACGGGCUCGGCGUCGCUCUACUGCCUGGGCGCCUCCAUGGAUUCCAUUAUGGCCAUGCUGCUCCUGCAUGCUCACCCACCCCUGCUGUGUCUGUCCCCUGCUCUCUCCCUCCCCACCAACCCCUCUCCCUUGCUCCCCUCCUUGCUACUCGCAGCGGCGGCGCUGCUGAAUGUUAAGGCAUCGCUGGGGGUGACGUUCACGGACUGGGCGCUGGACUCGCCGUGCACCAUCCAGGGGCUGCCGCCGCUGCCAGACGCCUGGUCCAACGUCGUCUGCAACGUCUCCGGCAAAGUCAUGUCCAUCAAUCUGCGCUCCAACUUCCUGGAGGGCCGUCUGGACGUCUUUGCCGCCAACUUCAAGGCGCUCACGGCGCUCAAGGAAGCCUACCUGGACUUCAACUGGUUCACAGGGCCCAUCCCGUCAACCCUCGUCACCAUCGCCACCCUCUCCACCUUUGGGGCGAGCUACAACUACCUGUACGGGUCCAUGCCGGCUCCAGGCACGGCUCUCAAGACGCUCACGCUGGACGGCAAUUGGCUGUCGGGCACCUUCCCCGGUACCGGCUUUUCCUCCUGCUCCGCCACCGCCAACUGCCUCGCCAGCAUCAGCGCCUGCACCACGCUCGGCACCGUGCAGCGCGCCGCCGCUGCCUGUGCUGUCUGCGACACCGCCGACGGCUCGGGUACCGUGUGCGGCGGCGGCACGUGUGCGCCCGACACAGCUGUGCCGCUCGCCAGCAGCACUCCCAACAGCGCGACGGCGGCGGUGCUGCCGCGGUUCUGCGUGGGCGUGCCACUGGACGCCACGCAGGGCAACAUUCUGUUAGCACUCAAGUCCACUCUGGGCGCCACCUUCUCUGACUGGACCGCCGCCACGCUCGCCGCCCCCAAGGCCACAUCGACGAAGCCCAAGAAGGGGUCGAAGCGGCGGGUCCUCCUGCAAGGGAGGGGGUCGGGGCUGCUGUACGACUGGAAGGCGUGCCGCCCCUCCUGCUGCUGCCCCUCCUGCGGCUGCCCCUCCCUCUGCCACCACACAUUGGCUGUGCACCGCGUUUGCCUUUCUCUCACUCACCUCUCUCCCCUGUCCCUGUGUGCCCCUUCCGCUGUUGCAUGUGCCCCCCCUGCUGCGUGGAAUUCGUUGAGCAGAGACCUGAGGAGCCAGCUGUUGAGUGGCACAGUGCACUCCGACAUCAGCAAGCUCUCCACCCUCACCUCGCUGCGGCUGUCGUCCAACCUCUUCUUCAGCCGCCUUGACUCCUACCUCGUGCCCAUCACGCCCUCCGCCACCCUCAAGGAGCUGUCAGUGCCGCCACGCCUCUGCCCCUCUGUCUCCCCGUUCUCACUUUUAGUACCUCAUCCCUCGCUUCUGCUCUCCUCCUCUACGUCGUCUUUGCUCUCUCCUAUCCACCUCAGCCCAGCACACUGGAUUCUCCCUUCAAGCUUUACUCCUUAA